Molecule: messenger RNA, 657 nt
Organism: Oryza sativa Japonica Group (Japanese rice)
Lineage: Eukaryota; Viridiplantae; Streptophyta; Magnoliopsida; Poales; Poaceae
Product: pectinesterase inhibitor 7-like
Biological process (GO): negative regulation of catalytic activity
Molecular function (GO): enzyme inhibitor activity
Source: RefSeq, a predicted model, not a curated record
AUGGCCGCCGCCUCAGCCACACAAGCCACCGCCGCAGAGGCGGCCGCGCCGUGCUCCACCACCAAAACCGAGUCCACCUCGUCGUCGUCGUUCCUCCGCGCCCGCUGCGCGACCACGCGGUACCCGGACGUCUGCUACGACUCCCUCCUCCCCUACGCCUCCACGUUCCAGACCAGCCACGUCAAGCUCGCCGUCGCCGCGGCCGACGUCGCCGCCGCCCACCUCCGCGCCUUCUCCGCACGCGUCAAGGACAUGCUCCUCCACCGCGGCGGCGGCUCGGAGGAAGCCGCGGCCAGCAGCGGUGGUGGCGCGGCUCGCGUGGACGCCGUGCUGCACGACUGCGCGAGCACCAUCUCGGCGGCGGCUAACCUGGCGAAGCGGUCGUCGGCGGAGCUCACACGGCUGGACGCGGACACGGCCGCCUCAACGGAGACGUCGACGUCCGGCGGGAGCAGGCAGGCGAGGUGGCAGCUCUCCAACGCGAAGACGUGGCUCAGCGCCGCGAUGACGAACGAAGGGACGUGCUCAGACGGGUUCGAGGACGCCGGCGCUGCCGCCACGGCGUCGCCGGCCGGGAAGGAGGUCGCCGCCGGCGUGGCGAGCGUGACGCAGCACACCAGCAACGCCCUUGCGCUUGUCAAUGGCAUUCCCUUAUGA